Cooperia oncophora is the source of this 615-nucleotide messenger RNA. The record is from the annotation of a GenBank genome assembly. Lineage: Eukaryota; Metazoa; Nematoda; Chromadorea; Rhabditida; Trichostrongylidae.
AUGCUUGAAAGCUUACGAGGAGCAGCAGUAGUUGCAGUCGUACUUGUUUCUGAUUCCGUUGAAGCAUCCGUAGAUGACUGUUGGCUCGGAGAUCCUGGGUUACCCGGCGAUCCUGGAUUACCCGGCGAUCCUGGGUUACCCGGCGAUCCUGUGCUCGGCGAUCCUGGGUUGCCCGGCGAUCCUGGGUUACCCGGCGAUCCUGUGCCCGGCGAUCCUGGGUUACCCGGCGAUCCUGGAUUACCGAGCGAUGUCCUGAUGCCGCGGGCGCUCCUGGUUUUCCGGCGAUGCCUGGUUUAUAUCCGGCGAUUCCUGGGGUUACCCGCGAUGCCUGGGUUUACCCGGCGAUCCUGUGCCCGGCGAUCCUGGGUUACCCGGCGAUCCUGUGCCCGGCGAUCCUGGAUUACCCGGCGAUCCUGGGUUACCCGGCGAUCCUGGGUUACCGGCGAUCCUGUGCCCGGCGAUCCUGGAUUACCCGGCGAUCCUGGGUUACCCGGCGAUCCUGGGUUACUCGACUGCGCUAGAGAGAACGAGUGGUUCACCUUUGAAAGAGUACUCAUUGUCAGGGGUGGUGCACGUAGCAGUGACCGUAUUCGAUGCACACGCCUACAAGUGUAA